Messenger RNA from Chinchilla lanigera (long-tailed chinchilla), 4289 nucleotides. It is a transcript of the gene Meak7, whose product is annotated as TBC/LysM-associated domain containing 1. The record is from RefSeq and is a predicted model, not a curated record. The transcript is spliced from 9 exons. Gene Ontology annotation, biological process: TOR signaling. The coding region runs from base 787 to 2433 and encodes 548 amino acids. Lineage: Eukaryota; Metazoa; Chordata; Mammalia; Rodentia; Chinchillidae.
CAGCCUCCCGAGUGCUGGGAUUACAGGCGUGUGCCACCACGCCGGGCAAAUCAGUGGACAUUUAAAACUCGUGUUCCGAGAACUCCUGUCCUGAUUGGGUUCUCUGUGGCAGUAUUGAUCCGUAGGGCAAGGAGUAGGCCGUGUGGCCACCCCUACCCUCUGGCCCAGGGGCACCCCCGCUUCCAAGAGGAAGCUGCUGGGCACCGAGCCUGGCCAGGGGGUGCCCUUCUUGGCUCUUCUGUGGCUGAGAAACUUGAACCCUGAGAUCCGGUGGCCCCCGAGUGACAGCUCUGGGCCAGGCUGGUCCUGCUCGUAGGCGCCCUCUGCGGGCCGCUGUGGGGGACAUCAGGAGGGAGGCGGGUGAAAGCAGGUUUUCCUGCAGGGAUGACCUCAAUUAAAAGACAGCCAUAGCAACAGCGAGCCAGGCAGGACACAAGGAAGAGAGGCUGAGCGUGGAGAAAAGCUGGGUGCUCCAGACAGCAAGCGUAGGGGGUCACCGUGGGAGCCAGUGACCCUCGGGCCGGUGCCAGCCUCAAGGCCGUGAGACCUGUGGGACUCAUGUGCGCCCAGGUCGGACGCAGCAGUCUCCCUAACAGCCAGAGGCGGGGAAAGUCCACAUGAUCAUCGGCUGCCAAUGGGCACGGUGGGGCAUGUCCUGUGUCCCUACCGAGAGAUGCCAGCCAGCUGUAAGGAUACCAGGCAGCUCGCACGGGGGAACCGCAGGCUGGCUGCGCCACGGUGGGCCCGGGAAACGUGAACCCGAGUGACAGAAGCCAUCGAUGCGAAAUGUCCGGUGUAGGGAAAGCCAGGGAUGGAAGAAAAGUCUCCCUGGGACAAGGAGCCAUGGGGAACAGCCGGAGCCGCUCGGCGAGGAGCCUGUGCUCCCGGUUUCUCCCGGAGGAGCAGGCCGAGAUCGACAGGUUGUUUGACGCGCUGUCGUCGGCUGCGGACGGCGCGGAGACCCCGCCCCGCUCCUUCUCACUGAAGGCUCUGCAGCAGAGCCAUGUUGGGGAAGCGCUGCCCCCAGAAAUGGUCAGCAGACUCUAUGACAGCAUGUGGUGGGGGGACCCGGCCGGGAGGCCGCCGGGGCCCAGCGGGGCUGUCUCGCGGGAGCAGUUCUCCGUCUGGAUGUGGCGCCUGCUGAGAGGAAGCUCCGAGGAGAAGAGCCCCGUGGUCCUGAGCAUGAUUUCUGCCGCGGAAGGGCCUGUGAAAGCCCGAGAAGUGCAGAAGUUCGCAGAGGACCUGGUGGACUCUGUGGUACACGUGCUGACACACAGGCAGGAGCUGCGCGGCUGGGCUGGGAAGGCCACGGGCGCCCCCGUCAGGACGCAGGCCCUGGCCGCCCAGCUCGUUUCCGAGAUGAAGCUUCCAGGUGGUGAGAGGCCUCAGGGGCCGCAGUGGCUGGACAGCGACUGUGACCGAGCUGUGAUCGAGGACUGGGUCUUCAGGGUCCCCCACGUGGCCCUGUUCCUGCGCGUGGUCAUCCACGGGGGCCUUCUUGUCUUACGAGGGUCCCUUGACCUGGCCACGCUGGUCCCCGAGCGCCAGGUGGAGCCGGGCCGGGAGCUGGAGAGCCUGCUGGACGUGCUCACCGUCAUCUUCCUCAGCUCCCACCUGACCCCCGAGCAGCGGCAGCGCUGGCGCCUGCUCUUCGCCUCCCACCUGCACGGACAGAGCUUCUCGCAGCUGUGCGGCCGUGUCACGCACCGCGGGCCCUGCCUGGCCCUGCUGGAGGACCGCGGCGGCCACGUGUUCGGGGGCUUCUCCUCCUGCUCCUGGGAGGUCAAGCCGCAGUUUCAAGGGCAAAGUGCUUCUCCAAGUUGCAGUGCCCGGGGGGUGCGGAGGGCCCACCCCGCUGUGUCCCGUCUGAGGCUGUCCCUGGCCUCCUGCUGCUCGCCUCGAGGGCUGGGGACAGCAAGUGCUUCCUGUUCUCCAUCACCCCCAGCAUGGCUGUGUACACACCCACGGGCUACAACGACCACUACAUGUACCUCAACCAUGGGCAGCAGACCAUCCCCAAUGGGCUGGGCAUGGGAGGGCAGCAUGGCUACUUCGGGCUAUGGGUGGAUGCCGACUUCGGGAACGGGCACAGCAAGGCCAAGCCCACGUGUACCACGUACAACAGCCCGCAGCUGUCUGCCGAGGAGAACUUCCGGUUUGAGAAGAUGGAGGUGUGGGCAGUCGGAGACCCCUCAGAGUCAGAGCUGGCCCAGGGUAAGAAGAGUGUGCUCGACGCUGACCCCGAGGCGCAGGCUCUGCUGGAGGCUGCCGGGCGGACGCGCCACAGCGAAGGCUUCCGGGAAGCCCCAGACAGCGACAGUGCCGCCGCGUGAGCAGCUGGAUGUGGACGCCCUGGGAUACGUAGAGCACGCAGCCUGCUGGGAGUGGGUGAAGUCCUCGGACCCGCUCUCCUCCCACGUUAUUUUAACGUGAACAUGGAGCCCCACGGACCAUGUCCAGGUUGUCCUGGAUGUACUCUAUCAGAACACAGCCCAUGCCGGGAAAAAUCCCUCCGAUGCCGUACAUUGGUGGGGGGUUUACCACCCAGAAAUUCUGCUUGUCAGUCCAGCUUAGCCUUACAUAUUGUUCAUUUUGUACCAGUGGAAUCCAAAGACACCGAGACGUUUGGAGCUCCGCUGGCAUCAGCGGGUGUUGGGGACACGAGAUCUUGCCGUGAAGGAGGGUGCUGUCUGCAGGGGGUCACUGGACCUCUUCCCAGCCCUCCCCAGUCAGUCCCCGAUGGCCCGUUCUGCCUGGAGGAGGGCAGAGGCUUUGGGUGAGAAUCACACGCUUUGUGGAGAUAGCUCCCAACAGCAUGGAAUUUGUGUUUGUUUAUUUAAAAAAAAAAAACCCCACAAACAUCCCGUUAAUGGAGAAAUAGCUGAAGAGGUUGGGGACAGUGGCCCUGUGUGGCUUGGGUCUUCAGUAGCUGUGGGUCACUAGGGCUCUGUUCCCAGCCUUCUCACCUGUCUCGAAAGGAGUCAACGUGGUGUGGGUUUGGGGUUCCGUCGGCAGAGAAGCAGAGUGACACUUGCAUUGCUCGUACCGGUGUUGGGGACUCUCGGGCCCCGGGUUCAGGAGCUUGCUGGACAGGUGCAUGGGGCGCGUCCCGUGAACCAGUGCUGAGUGCUGUUCGUGCUGCCUGAACUCUAGCCUCUGGGGACCAGCUGCCGAGUCCUAGCCAACUCCUGAGGCACACCCCCUGCCCAGGGUGGCUCCCCAAGGAGAAGCUGGUGACCGGACAGCAGAGACUAAGCAGGAGUGCAGGAGACGCCAGGUCCCACAGUGGUGGUGAUUCAUCCUUGGUGGGCGGAGGCUCCAGGCCAGAAGAACCACGGGAGGCCGAGGCCUUGCCCCGGAGGGUCCCCGCUGAAGCAUCCGUGAGCGCCCUCCGGCCCUGCGCCUCUUCCUCUGGUCUUUUGCUGUAAACCUUGACCUUUGCGGAUCUGAUGAAAAGGCGAUCUUCCAUCGAAUCCUUUGCCCUGAGAAAAGCCAUACUCUAAACCAAUCUGCAUUGUGCAGAUUCUGCAUCUCUGCCAGGAUUCUUAGCAAUCUGCCCCAUGACAGUGCCCUGACUAAAGCAGAAGGCCUUGUAAAUUGGCUACAAAACAGUGUCGUCUCAAUGGGGUGGAUGUGCCUUACCCAGCUGAGGACUCGGUCCUGGUGCGGCCAUUGUGAAAGACCCAGUUUUAGAGUCUGUAGGUGCACCGCGCCCUCUGUUGCCUCCACUACGGUCCAGAGAAUUGGGCUCCUGUGAUCACUUUGUUUAGUCCAUACCUCACUCCUAACAGGUCUGCGGCGCCUGCAUUCGCUGCUGUGUUUCGGGGCUGGGUAUGCCAUGGGACCCUGCACCCCACCUUUAUUUCACUGUGCAUCUGGCCUAACCAGAGUACAGCUCAUAGACGGGGACCCCUGCUUCCCAAGGCAGCGCCCUCCCCCAGGACAGGAGGAUGCCCCGCCAAGCGCUCGGUCACCUGAGGGUGCAGCCCUGUCGUGGCAGGCAAGGGCCAGCCGUGGGGCUCCUCCUGGCACGGGGCUCCGCUGCGCUGCACACCUCCCUGCUGUCACAAACAUCUCAGCGUACAAAGCCGUGUGUGACAUCCUUGGGGUUCCCGAGCCCAGCAGGCCCUGGCGCAGGUCUGAAAAACUGGUGACCACAUUUUAACAGAGGAGUGUGUCCUUUUGGGAAACCGGAGCAAGAAUUCCAGACGUCAGGCCUCAAGGUCUCCCUCUAUGUACAAAGCCCAGAAAGUGAUGGACGAAGUUAAAAAAAUGUCUCCUGUCGCAAA